Molecule: messenger RNA, 2649 nt
Organism: Malassezia globosa CBS 7966
Lineage: Eukaryota; Fungi; Basidiomycota; Malasseziomycetes; Malasseziales; Malasseziaceae
Exons: 2
Coding region: 1-2649 (882 amino acids)
Biological process (GO): protein O-linked glycosylation via mannose
Cellular component (GO): membrane; endoplasmic reticulum
Molecular function (GO): dolichyl-phosphate-mannose-protein mannosyltransferase activity
Source: RefSeq, a predicted model, not a curated record
AUGGAUCUGGGUCGAAGUUCCUCGUCGAUGCGGGCGCGACCAACGUCGCAUUCGCAAGACAUGGGCAUGAAGUCUCGAAAGGAGAAAAGCCGUACCUCUGAUUCGAUGCCAGAAAAGGAGCGCGAAUCACUUGGCUCGCUGCGUGAGACAGGCGAUGUAGCUACUCCAGUUUCACCGCCGCCGGUGGUAACACGCACUGAGUUUUUCGUGCUUGGUAUUCUGACAUUGAUCGCCCUGGUGGUGCGCUUUUACCAUAUCGAGCGGCCGAGUAGUGUUGUCUUUGAUGAAGUGCACUUCGGCGGUUUUGCAUCCAAGUACCUGUCACGGAAGUUCUUUAUGGAUGUGCAUCCACCCCUGGCCAAGUUGCUUAUCACAUUCGCUUCGUGGCUCCAUGGCUUUAAGGGAAAUUUCGACUUCUCAGAGAUCGGGAACGAGUAUCUGAUGGGAGCAGACCAAGAGCCUGUGCCGUACAUUGCGAUGCGCAGUGUUAGUGCUUUGUUCGGCACUCUGACUGUGCCUCUGGCAUACCUGACGCUGCGUGCGCUGGCGCUGCGCCCAGCAUCGGCGCUUCUUGGCUCUUUGCUUGUGAUAUUUGACAAUGCACUGACGACGCAGUCGCGCCUGAUUCUGCUGGAUGCGCCGCUUGUCUUUUUCGUCGCAGCGUCCUUGUGUGCAUGGACCGUAUUCUGCCAACUGGACGCGCACCGUCCGUUCUCGCGGCCGUGGUGGUUGAUGCUCACACUGACGGGCCUCGCGUUGGGACUCGGUCUCAGCUGCAAGUGGGUCGGCCUCUUCACCGUUGCAAGUGUCGGUGUGGCUGUGAUUGUGCAGCUUUGGUACCAUCUCGGCAAUCUGCGCAUGCCGAUCCAGACGCUGGCUCGGCACUUUAUGGCCCGCGCUUUGUGCCUGAUUGUAGUCCCGAUUGUUGUCUAUAUGUCGAUGUUUGCUGUGCACUUCCGUGUGCUGAGCAAGUCGGGUGAAGACGACGGGUUCAUGAGCUGGCGAUUCCGCCAAACUCUCAAGGGCAAUCAGGUCCCUGACACGUAUGCGGACGUAGCUCUGGGCUCGACUGUGACCAUCAAGCACCUGAACACGUUGGGUGGUAGCCUGCAUUCGCACCAUCACUCCUACCAGUCCGGCAGUUUCCAGCAGCAGAUCACGCUGUAUCCGUUCAUGGAUGAGAACAAUGAAUGGAUUAUCAUUAAAGCGCCUGGCCAGGACGAUUACGUCAAGAAGGCUGAUGGUCAUUCCAUCACACCCGACGACGAGUACACACGCUUUUACCAGAAUGUGACAUACCUGAAGGAUGAUGACAUGGUCCGUCUACUGCACAAGCAGACGAUGGUCCGUCUUCACUCGCACGGCAACCACAGGCCGCCGAUUAGCUCGGGUGACUAUCAAAAUGAGGUGUCCGGCUACGGAUUCCCAGAAGAGAGGUUCGGUGGUGACUUUAACGACAACUGGAUCGUCGAGAUCUACAAGCAGCCACCGGGCCUCCGCUUCGCCGACAAGAAGCGACCUAUUACGCUACGAACCAUCUUCCGUCUGCGCCACGCGAACCUUGGUUGCUACCUGUACUCGCACAAGGUUUCGCUGCCGGACUGGGCGUUUGAUCAGCAGGAGGUGACGUGCAAUUCAAGUCCACCACUGCAGAACUCGCUCUGGUACUUCGAGACAAGUGAGCAUCCCAAGUUCAAUGCCAAGACGCCUAGAAUCAACUACAAGAACCCCAGCUUCCUGGAAAAGUUCAUCGAGCUACACAAAGUUAUGUGGGAUAUCAACAGCCACCUCACUGAGCCACACGUGUACGAGUCACGACCCUCGACUUGGCCAUGGCUACGUCGCGGUAUCAAUUUCUGGACAAAGAACCACCGCCAAGUGUACCUAAUGGGCAACCCGGGCAUCUGGUGGUCCGUCCUCGGUAGUGUACUACUGUAUGCGGGUGUGCGUGUCCUGUUGAUCUUGCGGGCCCAGCGUGGAUACAACGAUUUCACCCAUACAACCGUCGUCAAGUACGACCGGAUUUGCGGCUUCCUUGCUGUUGCGUAUGUUGCCCACUAUGCGCCCUUCUUCCUGAUGAAGCGCCAGUUGUUUAUCCAUCAUUACCUUCCUGCUUUGUACAUCGGCAUCCUGCUUACGGCUUCGAUCUUUGACUUUGGCACAACGCGCGUGCGUCCCAUGUUCCGCUUGUAUGCGGCCCUUGCACUUGCCAUUGGUGCCGGUGUGCUAUUCGCCCGGUAUUCGCCCAUCACGUAUGCAUCGCGCUGGACAAAUAUGGCAUGCGGCGAUGCCAUCUGGCUUGACUCCUGGGACUUCAACUGCGUAGAAUUCCCCCAGGACAUUCAUGAGUAUGCCACGUAUGAUCCAGUCGUCAACCGCCCUGAUGGUCGCGGUGCGCAGGACGAGGACGCGGCGUGGCCGUUCAAGCUUGACCGAGUCCUACCUCAGCGCCUGUUCCCUGCACAUGUGACGAAGCAAGCCAAGGCGACGCAUGGUGCCGCUGCUGUCACAUCGUCGGCCUCUGUCCCUGCCGAAGAGACCUCGUCCGCGAACAGCGCUGGCAACGAUCUGCCCAAUGUCAGUGGUCUGGACCAAGCACAACGGCAACAGGCCGUCCUCAUAGGGCACAGGCGCGCUCCAAAAGUCUGA